AUGAAGGAAGGUGACGAUGUGCUUGCACACAAAAACAAGCCAAGGACACCGGCGAAACAGCUCGACGCGGUCGGAGCUCCGGUCAGUGAAAAUGACUUGAUGAUUACGCUUCUCGGAAGUCUGAGCGAGAUGUUCCCGUUCCUCAUCACGGCGUUGGAAUCACGUUCCGACGCAUUGACAUGGGAGCUAGUGACCGCUCGGCUCCUUCGUGAAGACAUGAAGCGCAAGGAACAUUGUGGCGAUGGGGUCGCUGCAGGUAAGGCGUUCAUGGCAAGCGACAAGAAGCGCACUGGGCGGACAGGCAAUAAGAUCAGUACGUGCAACUACUGCAGCAAGAUGGGUCAUUGGGUCACGGAGUGUUCAUCGCGGGUCCAUGACAAUGCGGGCUGGCAGCGUCCGUAG
Messenger RNA from Peronospora matthiolae, 402 nucleotides. The record is from the annotation of a GenBank genome assembly. NCBI's taxonomy places the organism in Eukaryota, Oomycota, Peronosporomycetes, Peronosporales, Peronosporaceae.